Messenger RNA from Drosophila kikkawai, 2272 nucleotides. Its product is annotated as proton-coupled amino acid transporter 1. Gene Ontology annotation, biological process: amino acid transmembrane transport. Gene Ontology annotation, molecular function: L-amino acid transmembrane transporter activity. Lineage: Eukaryota; Metazoa; Arthropoda; Insecta; Diptera; Drosophilidae. The record is from RefSeq and is a predicted model, not a curated record.
UGGAGCGAUUAACACACAGCAAAUCACCAGAUCGUCGAAUGCUUAAAAAAGUACAAAAAUUCAGCCGCAUCAUCAGCGAAUAAUAAAAAAGACGCCAAGCGAAACAGCAGGAGCCUCAGCUAGUGGCCAAAUGCAGGCUAUGCAAAUAAAUCAUUAAGAUCAAGAGCUGAACAAAUUUCUUGAUUUUUUUUCUCAGUUUAUUUUUGUUUUUGUUGGUUUUUUUUUUUUCUUAAUUUUGGUCUCGUGCUUUGACCGAGUUAUUUGACAACAACAACAAAAGAUAAAAUCAACGACAAAGACACAGAAGAAGCGCCAACAACAAAAUGGAUGUCGAGACGCCAUCUCAGCCACAUCAAGGUCAACCUGUGGCCAAGAGCCAGGAAUCAGCGGAAGCAGGCGGAGGAGAAGCCGCUAGUCGCAAGGAGGAGGGUCACGAUGAGGACUAUCAUCCGCCCACAAGCUACCUGGAGACGAUUGUGCACCUGUUCAAGGGCAACAUUGGACCCGGUUUGUUUGCCAUGGGAGAUGCCUUCAAGAACGGCGGCCUGCUGGUAGCCCCACUCCUCACCGUGGUCAUAGCGGUGGUGUCCAUUCACUGCCAGCACGUCCUGGUGACCUGCUCCAAGAAGAUGCGAGAUCUCCGAGGGGAGGCGGUGUGCGCCGACUAUGCUUUGACCGUGGAGCGGUGCUUCGAGAAUGGUCCCUCCAAACUGAGGAGCUGGUCAAGGACCAUGGGCCGCCUGGUGGAUAUAUUUAUAUGCGUGACCCAGCUGGGUUUCUGUUGCAUCUACUUUGUGUUCAUCAGUACGAAUCUAAAGCAGAUCCUGCAAGCCUACGACAUCGGCAUGGACGUCCAUCUGGUGAUGCUGCUGGCCUUUGUGCCCGUACUCCUCAGCUCGCUGAUCACAAACCUCAAGUGGCUAACGCCAGUGUCGAUGUUUGCCAACGUUUGCAUGAUCCUCGGCCUGGCCAUUACCCUGUAUUAUGCCUUAAAGGACGGACUACCGGAGAUUGGGGAACGCGCCCUCUGGACGAAUGGCUCCCAGCUGGCUCUUUUCUUCGGCACCGCCAUCUUUGCCUUCGAGGGCAUUGCCCUGGUGAUGCCGCUGAAGAAUGCCAUGCGCAAGCCCCGCCAGUUCGAGAGCACCCUGGGUGUGCUCAAUGUGGGCAUGUUCCUGGUCUCCGUGAUGUUCAUGUUCGCCGGCUCCGUGGGCUACAUGAAGUGGGGCGAGCAGGUCGGAGGCAGUCUGACCCUCAACCUGGGGGAUACCAUUCUGGCCCAGGCAGUCAAGCUGAUGGUCUCCGCCGGCGUCCUCCUGGGCUAUCCCCUGCAGUUCUUUGUGGCCAUUCAGAUUAUGUGGCCCAGCGUUAAGCAGAUGUGCGGCAUCCAGGGAAGAUCGCUGCCCGGCGAGCUGGGUUUUCGCACCUGUAUGGUGCUCCUUACGCUUGCCAUUGCUGAACUGGUUCCUGCCUUGGGUCUCUUCAUCUCACUGAUUGGAGCUCUCUGUUCGACGGCCUUGGCCUUGGUCUUUCCGCCCGUCAUCGAGUUGAUAGCGAGGAGUGAGCCCAACAAGGGGCCAGGAGUUUGGAUUUGUGUAAAGAAUCUGGUUAUCCUGGUGCUGGCACUCCUGGGCUUCUUCACGGGCUCCUACGAGAGCCUCAAGCAGAUUGUCAAGCAUUUUGGGGAAGAGGAGUUGCACUAAAGGGAGAUCAAAUAUCAAGAGCAGCUGAUUAUCAUCAAGGGAUUAUGAUAAAAGGAUUAUCAAGAGGAUCAUUAUGAGGAUUUGAAGAUCAAGUUUAUCAUUAUCAGGAUUAUCAUCAGGAUCAUCACUAGAAUGAAAAGAAUUAAAGAAACCAAUAAUAAAUAUCCAAAGAGAAAGACAUCAAGGAGACAUCACAGGACAUUGAAGAACUCAGAAGAUAUUAUCUUUAUGAAUAUAUAAUAAUAUUCAAUAUGAAUCACAACAACAUUAUCUAAGAUAUUACUAUCAUCGUCAUCAUCACAAGUGUUGCCAGCAUAAUUUAUAAACCCAAAAUGAGCAGGUUUUCAUAAUUUAACCCUAACAAUUGACAUGAACAACUAACAAAAAUCUAUUUAUAAAUAUGCGAAUUUAUUACGUAUGGAAAAUAAUGCAGUGUAUAUAUCUAAGUGCCACGUAUUGUGUCUUAGUGAGCGUGAAGCGCAUUUUACUUAUUAUAAUUGAUUAUUUUUUUUAUCGAUUUUAAGUGAGAAUAAACAAUGCGACGUUUGUUUUGACGUCACUUGACUUGA